Molecule: messenger RNA, 1198 nt
Organism: Aspergillus homomorphus CBS 101889
Lineage: Eukaryota; Fungi; Ascomycota; Eurotiomycetes; Eurotiales; Aspergillaceae
Gene: pup2
Product: proteasome core particle subunit alpha 5
Exons: 5
Coding region: 317-1057 (246 amino acids)
Biological process (GO): proteasome-mediated ubiquitin-dependent protein catabolic process
Cellular component (GO): nucleus; proteasome core complex; proteasome core complex, alpha-subunit complex
Source: RefSeq, a predicted model, not a curated record
ACCAGAGCAACAGCAGCAAACAUGGGAAUUCAAUCAAUACUCGAAGAAGCCGCGGCGGAUGUGGAUGCCUGAUGUGUGGGCCUGGGGCAGCCACCACCGCCUUCCUCUCCGCCAGGCACUCGCCGGACUUGCGUAGCCCGCAACAGCACAGCUUCGCCCGAGCUUCCCCAAGAGCAGCUGGUUCAACAUCUCCUCCCAUCUCUUCCUACCCUCCCCCUCAUCACGACUUCCCAUUCUGCCUCUUCCUUUCACUACACUCUGACUUUUCUCCUCCCUCGACACUUCUUCUCCAUUCUACAUCGUCCAUACAGCCAACAUGUUCAUCGCCCGAUCGGAAUAUGACCGUGGAAUUAACACCUUCUCUCCGGAGGGGCGUCUCUUCCAGGUCGAAUACUCUCUCGAAGCUAUCAAGCUUGGCUCCACUGCGAUCGGUGUAGCAACCUCGGAAGGAGUGAUCCUGGGCGUCGAGAAGCGCGUCACCUCCAGCCUCCUUGAGGCUUCCUCCGUCGAGAAGAUCGUCGAAGUCGAUCAGCACAUUGGCUGCGCCAUGUCCGGUCUGCAGGCAGAUGCGCGGUCCUUGAUCGAGCACGCCCGCGUCGAAUGCCAGAACCACGCCUUCCACUACGCCGAACCCCUCAGAGUCGAGAGCUGCACCCAGGCGAUCUGCGAUCUGGCCCUGCGGUUCGGAGAGACGGGAGAUGACGAGGAGAGCGUGAUGAGCAGACCGUUCGGUGUGGCUCUGUUGCUUGCCGGUAUCGAUGAGGAUGGUCCUCAACUAUACCACGCCGAACCGUCGGGUACGUUCUAUAGAUACGAUGCCAAGGCCAUUGGGUCCGGCAGCGAGGGUGCGCAGGCGGAGUUGCAGAACGAAUACCACCGCUCCUUGACGUUGGCCGAGGCAGAGACUCUGGUCCUGAAGACGUUGAAACAGGUCAUGGAGGAGAAGCUGGAUGCCAAGAACGUCCAGCUCGCCAGCGUGACCAAGGAGAAGGGAUUCCGCAUCUACAACGACGAGGAGAUGGGCCGGGCUGUUGCGCAACUCGGCGGAAACCAAUGAGGGAGAUGAUAAAGCAUGAGAAUCUUGAUGGUCCAACAUGUAUGUCGGCAGCGGUAGUAUUGGAGGAAGCGGAAAUAUCUGUUGGGGCAACCGAUAGAAAAGAACAAUGACUUGUCUAAUGAUUUAUAUAUCACUUUGUUG